This is a messenger RNA of Symbiodinium necroappetens, 561 nucleotides long. The record is from the annotation of a GenBank genome assembly. Lineage: Eukaryota; Dinophyceae; Suessiales; Symbiodiniaceae.
AUGACCAUCAAAUACUCCAGGGAGUCGAAGAACCCCUCGAAGGCCUGCAAAGCGCAGGGUGUCGACCUCCGAGUGCACUACAAGAACACCUACGAGACUGCACAGGCGAUCAAGGGCAUGACGCUGACGAACGCCAAGCAGUACCUCACAGACGUCUGUGAGAAGAAGAGGUGCAUCCCGUUCCGAAAGUACACUGGAUGUAUUGGCCGAACUCCACAGGCCAAGGAGUUCAAGAUGACUCAGGGCCGAUGGCCGGUCAAGUCGGCCAAGAUCGUCCUUGGGCUGCUUAGGAAUGCCGAGGCAAAUGCGGAGUUCAAGAACUUGGAGACGGAGAAAUUGGUCGUGGAGCAUGUCCAGGUGAACGCAGCGCAGCAGGGCCGCCGACGAACCUAUCGCGCACACGGUCGUAUCGGGCCGUACAUGAGUUGCCCGUGCCACGUGGAGCUGAUCUUGUCUGAGCCUCUGGAAGGCGUGGAGAAGGCAGACGAGGAGGUGAAGCCCAAGAAGUUCACACGAAAGCAGUUCGCGAAGCUCCGACUGAAGGUGGGCGGCGACCAGUGA